Daphnia carinata is the source of this 3143-nucleotide messenger RNA. It is a transcript of the gene Bre1, whose product is annotated as E3 ubiquitin-protein ligase Bre1-like. The record is from RefSeq and is a predicted model, not a curated record. Bases 181 to 3045 code for a protein of 954 amino acids. The transcript is spliced from 13 exons. NCBI's taxonomy places the organism in Eukaryota, Metazoa, Arthropoda, Branchiopoda, Diplostraca, Daphniidae. Gene Ontology annotation, cellular component: nucleus; HULC complex. Gene Ontology annotation, molecular function: ubiquitin protein ligase activity; metal ion binding.
UCUUAAAUCUAGCUUAAUGGCUGCCGUAUAGUUUUGGCGUCUCAACUUUGUUCGUCUUUUAUUCAUUAAUGACCAAACAUAUUGAGAUAAACACUUGACAAGACAGUUAGCUCGUUUAUUGUCAAGCUGUUGCUGUUAGAGUUUACAAAAGCAGAAAUUAACUGCUAAGUAAUCUCAAAAAUGUCAAAACGACCUUCGGAAGAGUCACAGACUGGAGCCAGCUCAGGUCCUCAAUGUAAAAAGGUUCAGUUUGAACCUAUUAGGCUUGGUGCAAUUUCUUCAUUGGAGGAAAUGGACAUGAAAGUUCUUCAGUUUCAGAACAAAAAACUCUCACAGCGUUUGGAACUGAGGCAAAGAACCGAAGCAGAGUUGAGACAAAGGAUUGAGCAGCUGGAGAAGCGCCAGAUGCAAGAUGAUGCUGUGCUUAAUGUCAUUAACCGUUAUUGGAAUCAACUGAAUGAAGAUGUCAGAAUUCUUUUACAAAGAUUUGAUGCUGAAACUGCUGAUGAAAAUGAAAGCAAAAAUGAAAGUGAAGCGACAACAUCUUUUCUUGCAUUGCUUUCCACCUGGGACAAGGAUGAACUCGACGAAAAACUUGCCAAUCGAGUUUUAGUAUCGCAACGGGCUGUUGCAAAGCUAAUUAGGGCUUUUGACAGACUGCUGCAAAGAAACGAAAAAGUUACACAAGCUCUAAAAGGAGAAUCUGAUAAUGGUGAAGUUGCCAAUCUAGAAGAAGCCAUCAAGCAGGUUAAUACCGAAAUUCAAGCCGAAAACAGCAAUCUCCAUGUACUGAAUACUUCACUUCAUGAAAAAAACCAUGCCAUUUCUCUGAAGUUGAAAGAGAUGCAAGAGCAACUCACAGCGAAAGAAACCGAAGCGGCGGAGCUGCAAAACAGAGUAGAUGAUUUGGAUUACGAACUGCAAAAACGAAGACAACGAGCCGACUCGUUGGAAAAUCACUUGGCAGAAGCGUUGGAAAAGAUUAAAGUUCUUCAGCAACAACCUGGUGUUCAAGUGGAAGCUGAAAAAUCUUCCGGUAGCAAAGUGGUCUCGGUGUCCCAGAAAAAGAUGGAAGAUCAACAUAAAGAAUUGGAAGAACAGAGAGAAAUGGCCACAAAUCGUUUAGCUGAACUCGAUCGUCUUCAUCAGAAUCACAGAGACGUAUUACAGCAACUAGAACACCUCAAGAUGGAUAUUCGCCAGUUGCCUGAGUCCGUCGUUGUAGAGACCACCGAAUACAAGUGCCUGCAGUCGCAGUUUUCAGUGCUCUAUAAUGAUUCCAUGGGCCUCAAAACGCAGUUGGACGAGGCUCGUCAGCAGUGGCACACAGCGAAAAAUGCUCAUCUUCGUCAAAUCGAAUUGAUGGAGAGUGACGAGUUAUUGAGGCAGAAGCAGUUGCGAACGGAAGUCAUUCAACUAGAGGACAUGCUGGCCCAGGUGCGCAAGGAAUACGAGAUGUUACGCAUCGAGUUUGAACAACAAUUGGCGGCCAAUGAGCAAACGGGACCCAUUAACCGCGAAAUGCGUCAUCUCAUCACAUCUUUGCAAAACCACAACCAACAGCUGAAAGGCGAAGUUCACCGGUACAGGAGAAGGAAAUAUAGAGAAACGAGCGGAGAACUAGCCAAAACUAAACGAGAAUUAGAAGAAACCCAGGCCAAGGUUCAAGCACUUCAAGAAAUUCGCGAUGCCCGUGACGCCGACGCUGCCGCGCAACGAGAAGCAGCCGAAAACGCUGAUGCCUCAGAUUCCAUGGGUCUACCUGGCGAUGUGAUUGACCCAAGUCUCGUCAAAGAUGACCCGGAAAUCAAAAGAGAACCAGAUGAUGACUCUGCCGCAGACGAUAUAAAAGAUGACAUUGGUGACAUUAAAAAGGAAAAAUGUGACAUUAAAAAAGAUUUGUCCGACACCAAACCAGAUCCAGCUGUUUUGGCUGCAGCUGCGGCCAAGAUCAAAGAACAGAAAAAUGCCGAAGCUGAAGUCGUUCGCGAUCUUAAAGCCCAGCUUAAAAAAGCGCACAUUGAUCAAAGGGAAAUGAAGCUUCUUCUUGAUAUGUAUAAAGGUGUUGGUAAAGAGACUCGAGAUAAAACACAGCUGAUGGCGGCCGAGCGAAAAGCUCGUCUCGAAAUCGAUGAUCUGAAACAACAGUUGAAAAAGAUGCAAGCCAGCUCUGAAAGUAAACGCGAAGAACGGAAACGUCUAGCCGAUGACGAGGCUGUUCGUAAAAUUCGUUCACUUGAAGAAGUGGUUCACCAGUUGCAAAAGCAAGUGGCGGCCCAGAAACAGGAAGAAGAAGCUCUUUUGAAUGAAAUGGAAGUAACUGGGCAGGCAUUUGAGGACAUGCAGGAACAAAACUCUCGACUUAUUCAACAGUUGCGCGAAAAAGAUGACGCCAACUUUAAACUGAUGUCGGAGCGCAUUAAAGCCCAACAAGUUCACAAAUUGCAAAGAGAAGAGAAAGACAUGCUCGUUGAACAGGUUUCGACGUUGAAUAUGCAAGUGGAGGCUCAAAACCAAGUCGUUCGACGGCUAGAAGAAAAAGAACGUCUGCUCCAGAGUAGCAUUUCCUGUGCCGAAAAAGAGCUGAUGCUUAGACAACAGGCCAUGGAGAUGCACAAACGUAAGGCUAUCGAGAGUGCCCAAUCAGCCGCUGAUCUUAAACUUCAUUUAGAAAAAUAUCACUCCCAGAUGAAGGAGGCCCAACAAGUAGUGGCUGAAAAGACGGGCACACUUGAGGCGGAGGCUUACAAGACGCGCCGGUUGCAUGAAGAGCUAGCGCAAUUGAAGCGCCGCGUUGAGCGACUCAAGAAGAUUGAAGCGGCCGGAACCGCGGACGAAGUUCUUCGUGAAGAACUACGCGAAUACAAGGAUACACUUACGUGUCCUUCGUGUAAGGUGACGCGUAAAGACGCCGUCCUAACCAAAUGUUUCCAUGUUUUUUGCUUCGACUGUCUCCGCACACGGUACGAAACGAGGCAAAGGAAAUGUCCCAAAUGCAAUGCAGCUUUUGGAGCAAAUGACUAUCACAGACUUUAUUUGUCGUGAUAAAACCAGAGGAUUUAAAAUGCACCGUUCCACUUUUGUCAUGUCCAAUUUUGUUUCUUUGCUAGAAAAUAAAAAUACAUUGACGUUUCAUUCUAGAA